Loa loa (African eye worm) is the source of this 282-nucleotide messenger RNA. RefSeq lists its product as hypothetical. The transcript is spliced from 2 exons. NCBI's taxonomy places the organism in Eukaryota, Metazoa, Nematoda, Chromadorea, Rhabditida, Onchocercidae. Gene Ontology annotation, molecular function: UDP-glycosyltransferase activity. The coding region runs from base 1 to 282 and encodes 93 amino acids. The record is from RefSeq and is a predicted model, not a curated record.
AUGAAAGAAAGCUCGAUAGUCUUUGUCAACACCGAUGAAUUAUUCGAGUUUCCUCGUCUAGUCAGCCGCAAAAUUCUAUUUGUCGGGGGAAUAGCUGUUCCUGAACCAUCAACAUUUAGUGAGGAUUAUCAACAACUUAUGGAUCAUUCUGAGCGUGGCGUUGUCUUAGUAUCGUUCUGGACAGUGGUCAAGAGCAAAGACAUGAGUAAUGAUGAGAAAAAGAUAUUCGAAAAUGCGUUCCAACAAUUGCCUGAGGUAACUCAUUUCGGAAGUGAAAUUUGA